This is a messenger RNA of Parus major (Great Tit), 1984 nucleotides long. RefSeq names its product urocortin 3 (gene UCN3). Gene Ontology annotation, cellular component: extracellular region. Lineage: Eukaryota; Metazoa; Chordata; Aves; Passeriformes; Paridae. Bases 924 to 1382 code for a protein of 152 amino acids. Gene Ontology annotation, molecular function: corticotropin-releasing hormone receptor 2 binding; hormone activity. The record is from RefSeq and is a predicted model, not a curated record. The transcript has 2 exons. Gene Ontology annotation, biological process: hormone-mediated signaling pathway; digestion; adenylate cyclase-activating G protein-coupled receptor signaling pathway.
CCCUGUUCCCAAAUCCCCAUCUCCAUCUCUCCUGCUCCCAAACCUUGGGGGAUUCCAGGAAUUUCCUCUCUGGGAAUCCCACACUGGGACCAGUCUGGUGCUGGGAGCCCAAACUGGGAUUUUUUCCCACCCGGCUGCUGGAUUUUUGGGAUUAAUCCCAAAUUAAUCCUGCUGGAGUUUUAGGGAAUGGGAGAUUUCUUCCCUCAUCCCACACCUCGUCCUUCCCAUCCUCUUCUAAAGCUCCACCCGGGAUCGUGCCAACAAAUCCUGGAAGAAGUUUCCCAAAAUUUCCAUUUGCCAGGGUUUUCCUUGCUUGAAUGGGAAAAAAUCCCUGGAAAUGGGGAAAAACAGGGAAAACCCUCCCAAAUCCCCACUCUGGGAAUAAAACCACAUUCAUUGGGAUAACGUCAAUCCAUGCUGGAACGCCAACCAUCCACAGAGCCGGAAAAACCUUUGGAAUUAAAACAUCCCUGCCCCCAAAACCCCGGGGACAAAGCCGUGCGUGAUCCUACAAAAUGCCAGCCCCACUUUGGGGUGACUCUUCCCAGAUUUUUGGGAUCCGACGUCUUUUCCCUCCCCCCCCUCUCCUUUUCCCGGAUUUUUUCCCUGCGGAUGGAUGGGGAGAGGCUCCGUGACGUCGCCGGCUCGCUCUGAUCUCAUUUUAAUGAAAUCAUUCCCAAAGCACGGCUCCGCGUCUGGAAUUACGACUCCAACCCCGUGAUCCCUCAUUUUUUAUAAAUACACCAGGGAGGGGGGAAAAGGUUUCCAGAGAGAGGGGAAAAAAUAUCCCGGUCCCUGAAAAAGGAAUCAGGGAAGAGCCAGGGAGGAGAAGUUCGGGAAAGGCUCCCGAUGCCUCUUUCCCGGGAGUGAUUCCACGGCAAAUCCUUCCCAUCCCAAGAAUCCAGGAGAAGCAGGCCACCACCAUGUCCCACCCCAGGCUGCUGCUCCUCCUCAUCCUGCUCGGAGCUGCCGGGACCGGCCGGGCCCUGAGCCUCUCCAACGCCGCCUCCAUCUUCAGCUGCCUCAACGCCGCCCUGUCGGAAGCGCAGAAGAUCCAUCCCGAGGAAAACGCCGUCCUGGACAAGCGCGGCUCCGAGUCGCCGUCCCUGGAGGAGGCGUCCGAGGAGGAGGCGGAGGAGGAAGAGCUGGGGAAAAGGACAUUCCCGGGGGACGGCCACUCCCGAUACGCGUCCCAGGCACGGCUGAAGGGCAAGAGCUCGCAGAACCGGGCCAAGAGCGACCGGCACACCAAGGUCACGCUGUCGCUCGACGUCCCCACCAACAUCAUGAACAUCCUCUUCAACAUCGCCAAAGCCAAGAACUUGAGGGCCAAGGCGGCGGCCAACGCCCACCUCAUGGCCCAGAUCGGGCGGAGGAAGUGACCGGGCCAGCGCCCGAGGGGACCGAUGUGUGACAGCGGCCUUGUUUGGUUCUGACCCAUCCAGCGACCUCGCAUCCUUCUCCCGCCCUUCUCUCCUCCCCGCCCUCCUCCAUCGUUCCUUCUGGACAUUUCCACGCGCAGGGAAGAGGUUCCUGGCGCCAGCAGGGCACGGGGGACGCGUCACCCGGGAAGGUUCCUGAUUAAAGCUGCCAUUUCUGGAGUUUCCAAUGCUCUGGUGUCCCAUCUCCUGCCCUGGCUGCUCCAGGGAUCAUCGGCCCCGUAGGGAUUCCAAAACCUCCCCCAGCUAGGCCUCAUGGCCCUGUCCCCACCACGGCCCUCCCAAAUCCCACCACGAGCUGUCCCUGCCGCAGCCACCGAUCCACUGGGAAGGGAAAAGAACCGGGACAACCUCAGGAGGGAUCUCCCAGAUCCUCCUCCUGGGUUUUCCCUGGAUUUGUCACCAUCAUGCUCCCCACCCACAGGGCCCCCGUGUUCCCACGGGGACACCAGGGCCACCCCACGGCCUCGGGGGGGUUUGGAUCCCAGGAGCCGCAGGCAGCUCCGUGGCUGCUCCGUUGGGUCCCACCACAAUUCCCACCUGUC